CACUGUCCACAAAUCCACCAACCUUCAUGUCACUUUUCAAUUGUGAGGCUAUUUUCUGCACAUAAUGCAGUUUUGGGACCAGGGCAUUGCUGGUGGUAGUGAGCGAGUCUGGGGUGAAGGGGGGAACAUGAGGACUAUAUACACACAGGUCCUUCUUGUCGUGCACCCUCUUCAGAAUUGUAACCCCUAUCUUACAAUAAUGAAUCACCUCACACAUCUUUGCAUUGAUUCUCAUCUUCCACCUAUCCAUCCACUCCACCAACUUAACAUCCUUUUGGAGUUCUACAGUGGAGUCCUCCUCACAGUUUACAAUUCAUGGAUGUAAGUGGGAAGGGACUGGACAAGAGUAGAAAAACUUGAGUUGAGGUCAGAAGAAAUGAGUUCUGUGGGGCAGGAGCAGGCUGAAACAAUAGGUCUGCCCAUGCAGUCCUGCUGUGGAUUUUGGCAAGGAGACAAAAGCAGGCUGUGCGGGUUUGGAGGUAGUGAGGGGGAGAUUAUCAGAUGAAAUGAGAUUAGUGAUCAUUAUAGAUGCAAUGCCCUGGUGUUCCAUGGUGGGGUCAUGGUCCAGGUGGAGAUAGGAGGAGGUAUCUGAGGGCUGGCACUCAACCUCUGCAAUGUAGAGAUCAGUCUGCCAGACAACAACAGAACCAACCUUACUGACGGGGUUAAUUACAAAGUCAGGGUUGGAUCUGAGAGCACAAACUGCAGUCAGCUCAGAGGGAGGUAGGUUCAAAUGGGUGAAGUGGGGUGCAGAGAAUUUGAGGUGCACAACGUCACGUCGUUAGUUCUAGAUGAACAGGCCAAGUGCGGGUAAAAGGCCAGAGGGAGGGGUCCAUGCAGAAGGUGAGUGUGGGAGGUAGGUGAAUGGGUCUGUGGGAUGGGGAGCAGACUCUUGCCCAAAGAAAUGGGCGUGGAGGCGAAGGCAACAGAAGAGUUCAACGUCAUGUUGUGCCCUAAAUUCAUUAAAGUGGGGGUGCAGAGUGAUAAAAUUAAGACCUUUGCUAUGUGCAGCAUUGGUUGUUCAGCUCAAUGAAAACCAAUCACCUUGUUGUUGGCAGCAUAGGAUUCUCAUUGAUUCUCAUUGAUAACCUAGAUUUUAAAUGGGAAAACCUAGAAAAUAGGACCAAAAAAAUAGAUCUAGUUGUAAAAAACAUGGGAGUGGCAGCACUGGCUGUAUAUAUUGUUGGGAAAUUCCAAAUGUGGUGUUAUUUACUCCCCAGCAUUGUGCAGUGCUGGGGCAGUCGCACUGACCCAGCAGGUUUCUGUGCUGCCAGUAAAUGUUUUGCUGAGUUCAGGCCUAUGCUGGUAAGUGAGUAAAGGAAUGUUGGAGAACCGGUUGUUGGGUGUAGACUGAAAGGGCGGGGAAUUGCACGCCUUCUUGACACAGUUAGCUAGCUCUCAGUCAGUCAGUGUGUCUGGUCAGGACUUGCAGGGACACUGGUACCACACUGACCCACAAUGAAUACAAUGCAGAGGCUGAUGGCUCACUGGAUGCGCUGUGAUGUCUGUGUCCAGCUUCCUGAUGGUCACCGGAUGGUCACCCUCCGAGUCAGGCCAAAUGACACCAUCAAACGUCUCCGGCUACGCCUGGUAAGGCAGGGAGUCACAUCCUGGAAGAUGGAUUUCACGUACAGAGGCAAUCAACUGGGAGAAAACGAGACCCUGGAAGAAAACCACAUCACAACUGGAGCAGUGCUUGUGUUAGUCAGGAAUGAAUGAGAGAAAAUCCAAUUAGUCUGUCAAAGCGACAAUGGUGAGAAAAGUCCACGUUGAUUUCAUAGACUCUGGGAGCUCUGAGCAGCGGAUAUUCUUCCAGAGGCUCCUCUGUCCACUGCUACUGACCAAGCCGCCUGAGCUGAUCAAUCACCAGAAUGUUGCAGAAACAAGUGGCCAAGCGGUGACAAAGAAUCAAGUGGGAAAAGGAUGAAUCUCAAACGGAAUUCCUCAGAGGGCGGCUGUUUAUGUGAUGGUGACUCUAAAGGAACUAACUGUUAGUUACCUGUGUCUGGUCAGGAGAUGCCCCAUUCCAAACUGUCGCAAUGAAGAGAGAUUGGAUGGACAUGGGUUGUUUUCCUUAGGGCAGAGGAGACUGAAAUGAGGACGUGAUUAAGAUGCAUAACAUUAUGAGGGGCAUUGAUAGGAAGGAAAUUUCCCCUUGGUGGAGGCAUCAUUGACCAAGUGGCAUAUAUUCAAGGUUAGGGACUGGAGGUUUAGAGGGUACUUGAGGAAAAGCUUUUUUCAUCCAGAAGGUGGUGGGAAUCUGGAACUCGUUGCCUGUAAAGGUGGUAGAGGCAGAAACCCUCACAUUAUUUAAUAAAUAUUUAGAUGUGCACUUGUUAUGGGCCAAGUGCUGGAAAAUGUGAUUAGAAAAGUUAUCUGGUUGUUUUAUGACUGGUGCGUUGGGCCAAACCCCUCUUUCAGUGCUUUAAACCACUAAGAUUCUGUGACAGUGGCACACUGAGUUGGAAUUCCAGGUUAAAAUUCAGUGGAAUUCUCAUGUUUAGGAAGUGUGGCUGUUUCCCCAUGAAACCGUAUUACACAUACCAGCAGUGUAAAGCACCAAACUCAUUGAUUACUGGAAUAGAGGUGGCUAUGGCCAGAGGGAGGACUGUCCAUGCUGUGAAUUCUGACACCAAUUCAUAUCAUUCUUGCGGGGAAGACUGGGAAGUUAUGAGCCACAUUAAAGCCCUCCAACAUGUUUGUGUCACUGAGGUUUCUGUAAAAAGCUGUAUGGACACAAGAGUGCUAUGUGGAGUGAAUAAUCUCAGUUCCCAAUGAGUCUCAAAAACACCUUGUUCCAAGUCCUUGUCCUGGUCAGGCAUCUCUAACCAGAGAGCAGUGAAUAUUCACAGUGAGCCACUGGUCAGUUCCCUCAUUAUAUGUCAGCCAUGUGCCUGGAUAGGAAAUAAA
Messenger RNA from Rhincodon typus (whale shark), 2910 nucleotides. RefSeq names its product ubiquitin domain-containing protein TINCR-like. Lineage: Eukaryota; Metazoa; Chordata; Chondrichthyes; Orectolobiformes; Rhincodontidae. The record is from RefSeq and is a predicted model, not a curated record. Gene Ontology annotation, molecular function: protein binding. The coding region runs from base 1459 to 1719 and encodes 86 amino acids. The transcript is spliced from 2 exons.